Messenger RNA from Vairimorpha ceranae, 1677 nucleotides. RefSeq lists its product as hypothetical. Bases 1 to 1677 code for a protein of 558 amino acids. The transcript has a single exon. The record is from RefSeq and is a predicted model, not a curated record. NCBI's taxonomy places the organism in Eukaryota, Fungi, Microsporidia, Nosematidae.
AUGAAACUGAAAAAAAUAUGUUUGUUUUUUGCUUAUUUAAAAUCCAGUAAAAACAUUUAUGACAAUUUAUUGGACAUUGUUAAACAGAAAAUUGAAACUAAAGACUAUUAUUUAAUUGAUUUAGAGAAAAAAUACUACGUCUUUGAAACUUUUAUUAAUACCAAUGGAAUUGUUUUUUGUGGAUGUAUACAAGAUGCAUCUGGUUCCGAUAAUAGUUCUACCAAAUAUAAUAGUGCUAAGUAUAAUACAGCAGAUGAAGCAAUUCAAGCGGUUUGUGAUUAUCAUCUUUCAAGCAAUUUGAAUAUACCAAAGAAAUUUCCGAUUUUUUAUAAGAUAAAUUUAGCAAUAUUUAAGCAUGAUAUUCAGUCUAAGCUUGAGAAUUUUUUUUAUAAUAGGGUUGAACCCGAUUUUUUUGCUAGAUUAUAUGAUAGCAACGAACAAAAACAAAUAAGAGAGCUUUGUUUAUUUUUUUCUCGAAAUAGAAUGAUAGAUCCUAACUUUUUCUUUUCUUCAGAAAAGAAUUCUUCUGAAGACACUAUCCAAUGCUUUGAAGAAGAAAACAAGAUGAAAUUUUUUUUUCCUGUAAAAUUAAGAAAUUUAGUGCUUUUUUUUAAAAUUGACGUUAAAGAUUUAUACAGUGUAGAAGACCAAUAUACAAGUGAAUUUAUAAAGUUACAUAAAAAUAACAGUAAUAAUAAUAUUUGUACAGAGAUAUGCACUUUAAUUACUAAAAUUUUUACAUUCUCUGAUUAUCUGUUACAUUCUAAAUUAUUAAAUGAGCUAAACGAUUAUGCCAAGAAAAAAAAAUUUGGAAAAAAGUCAUCAUGUAAUAUUGAGAAGAAAACUUUUUCUGUUUUAUUUUUAGAAAAAGAUAUAUUUUUUAAAAAUUUAGGUACAUUGUUUUGUUAUUCUUAUGAUAAUCCCUUAGAGAUUACGGGAAAUUGUCAGCACAUUUCUAAAGAAGCAUAUCAAGAUUGCAUUGAAAUUUUAAAGUUAUUUACGAAAGCUAAGGCCUUUGAUUUUGCGCAAUACAAAAUUAUUUUUUACAAAUGUAAAAAUGAAAAUCUGCUAAAUCAUUUAUUAUAUAAAAUUUGUGAAAGCCCGGGUUCUGGCUCUUACAUAAUAUUAAUACAAAUUUUAGGAUAUUAUAAGAUUUUAAACGUAAGUGAAAUUAUUUUUUUUACACGAAGUAUAAAUAAGAAUAAUAGAGAGCAAAUGAUUGCGUUUCUGAAAAAUUUUUUUACUAAAGAAAAACUUUCUAAGAUUCAUUUUAUGAUGACUGCGGUGAGUGAAAAAGUUAAUAAUUUGUUAUACACUCUUAUUUAUAAAGAAGCUGAGGAGUAUUUUAGUAUUUAUAAAAAGAGUAAUAUUUUUAAUAUUGAAUUUUUCAAUGAUAUACGAAAGUUUUCUGAUUUAUAUUUAUGUCUGAAUGAAAUAACGUUAUAUGAUUUUUAUAGCAUCUUAGUUGGCAAUUCACUAUCUAUAUUUGCGUCGGGGGAAAAAACAUUGUCACAAUUAUUUGAAAGUAUAGCAUUACUAACUAAUUUAGACGUUAAAUACAGCAUAGGAGAAAACCAUGUUUAUUUUAAUAAAGUAAAAGCUAAGAAAAUGUUUCAAAUAUUAAAUAUUGACGAUCCCGAGACCUUAGAAAAUUGCGUUGAAAGUUUAAUUAAAUGA